This is a messenger RNA of Toxotes jaculatrix (banded archerfish), 7175 nucleotides long. Its product is annotated as polycomb group RING finger protein 3. Lineage: Eukaryota; Metazoa; Chordata; Actinopteri; Toxotidae. The record is from RefSeq and is a predicted model, not a curated record. The transcript has 9 exons. Bases 779 to 1528 code for a protein of 249 amino acids. Gene Ontology annotation, cellular component: PRC1 complex. Gene Ontology annotation, biological process: regulation of transcription by RNA polymerase II.
UCAGCAACCCCGGCCACAUUUCACGUCUGUCGACUAACUGGGCUAAUUUCACGGUCUGAUGGGCAGACAGGGGCAGACCUUACCGUCGUCACUGGAGACCUCGAUUUCUGCGAUUUCAUUUUUUUCCCCCUUCUCUGUUUAACUGUGUCUGUGAAUCCGGAGGAGGAUGAAACAGUGGUGGGUGUUCACCUGGCGUUCCCUCUCCCAUCGUGACUGGAGCGGUCCGACUCCUACAAUUAAGCGGUGACUCACCCAGAUGAUGGCACGACGAGUCAGCGCCGCCCAGCUGGGAGACGGAAAUCUGUUGCCCUCUGUGGAGGACGACUACAACUUUCAGGAACGCUUGUGUAACUUGUGUGUUGAAGUGGUGAUACAUGAAGUCCUCAUCAGUUUGUUUGUCCUCUCUUUCCAGGCAUUCAUUGCUGUGGUAUUUGGCCUGUCAAUCAAACCGUGUGGGUGGUACUGGGAAGUAUUGUGCCUUUCCAGUAGUUUGACUCGCUGCAGGCAGCUUUCUUUUCUUUGUUGACCGAAAACCAAACCAAAUGAAAGAUCUUAUUUAAAUGAAUUGUUCGACAUUGUGAGAAAAUGCGUGCUAUCACUGCCACUGUGUUGUUAAGUCCUGAUUUCCUCUUAAAAAAAAAAAGACAACACAGACGUCUUACUUUGUCCUCUCUCCUCUUCAGGCUCCAAUGAGAGGCUCUCCAUGAUGAGGAGCUAACACUGUCGGCCGCACAACUGCAGGAAGAGACGUGGCCGCUGCACCAUCCACAGUCGACGCAUGGCGGUAUUAGGGAACCCCGACAUGCUGACGAGGAAGAUAAAGCUGUGUCACAUCAACGCCCACAUCACAUGUCGUCUGUGUGAGGGCUACCUGAUCGACGCCACCACCGUCACCGAGUGCUUACACACCUUCUGUAGAAGUUGCCUAGUGAAGUAUCUGGAGGAAAACAACACGUGCCCCACGUGUAGGAUUGUUAUUCAUCAGAGCCAUCCACUGCAGUACAUCGGCCAUGACAGAACAAUGCAAGACAUUGUCUACAAGUUGGUACCGGGACUUCAAGAGGCGGAGAUAAAGAAGCAGAGGGAGUUCUAUCAGAAGUUAGGGAUGGAGGUGCCUGGAGACAUUAAAGGGGAGCUUUGCAACAUGAAGACUCAUCUAGAUCAGCGCAAUGGUGAUGCAAAAUCAGAGGACACGGCCAAUAAGGAGCCAGGAGAGGAGAAACCAGAAGAGGACAACGACUAUCACCGUAGCGACGAGCAGGUCAGCAUCUGCUUGGAGUGCAACAGCAGCAAGCUUCGAGGUCUGAAGCGCAAGUGGAUCCGCUGUUCAGCACAAGCCACGGUCCUCCACCUCAAGAAGUUCAUCGCCAAAAAGCUUAACCUGACAUCAUUUAAUGAGCUGGACAUUUUAUGCAAUGAGGAAAUCUUGGGGAAGGACCACACUUUGAAAUUCGUUGUUGUGACAAGAUGGAGAUUUAAGAAAUCUCCCCUUCUGCUCCAUUACAGACCCAAGAUGGAUCUGCUGUAGCUAAAACGGACACAACGGUUGUUUCUUUCUUUUUCUUUUUUUCUUUUUGGCCCGGUGGCUGCAGACUGUGCCGAAGCUUUUUUUUUUAUUUAUGCAAAGACGAUCAACCAACACCAAGCAAACACCCGGCGGUUAAAGUCAGCAUAAGCCAGCAAAUUGGGACCUGAAGGGGGGGACAAAUACAACACAAAACUGGCAACCUCCAGCACAGGUACUGCAACACUGGUGUGUUUUUAGGAACUAAAACAACCAUUUUUUUGUCCGCUACGUCCUAGAUAUGUGAACAAAACAAAACAAAAAAGAAAAAAAAAAACAAAUGGAGAGAAAGCAUAUAUUUAUACUUUUGUACAGAAGAGACACAUGGAACCAAGACACUACUGGUGCUCUGUUUACACGCAAACAAGAUGUCGGGAAUUACGUGACCGUCUUUUUGAGCUUUGUGCAGAUUUCAUCCUCCUGAGACAAAGACUGAGAAGAGAGGAGGAAGAUUUUUAUAUAAAAAGGUGUUUUUUUUUUUUCUUUUCACAGUACACUCGACAUGUCUUGCGAGCACAGAAAGUAUAUGGAAAAGGUUAUAUAACAGGCAUCAACUUUAAGCUGUUUAUCAAGUAAAUUGUCUCUGAAUCUUUUUUUGUUUUUCCAUUUCAUUUUUGUUGGCUUUGUCUAAUUUGCUAUUGGGUUCUUGAUGAUUGUCAAUUGUGAAUAGGCUAAAAUUCUUUGUGUAGUAAUUUAUGUUCUAUAUACCAAUAUUGUACAUAAAAUGUCAUUACAGAGAAAGAGAGAGAGAGAGAUUGAAGAGAGUAAGAGAGACUUUAGACUGUUAAAAAAAAAAAAAAAAAAAGAGUGGAUCCCAGAAGUGCUAUCUAUAUGUUGGGCAAAAAGUGUCCGGAGGUGAUAAAUUAGGAUUUUUAAAGACAGACUCACUAUCAGUAUCAAAAUAUAUAAAUGCAUCUUUAUGUUGUCUGAGAAAGACACAAAACAAAUAUAUCAAAUCCUUUGCCAUUUGUGUGUAUGUGGGGUCUAAGUAUGUUAGCAUUGUUCUCAUAGCAUUAAGACUUCAGGGCAGAUCAGGAGAGAGCUUCAGAACUACCCCCACCCCCAGCCCCCAUGCUCCUUAUCUCACUGCCUGCUCUAAAGUACAGUUACCGUUGUCUUUUUUGGUUCUUUUCUUUUUUUUUUUUUUUUUUUUACAUCAUUUUGCUAUACAAAACACAAAACAUGUCCGUAAAUGCCUGCAAGACACAAAAAUGCAAUAUUUUGGCAGAGGACUUGUUCAUUUUUUUUUAUAAAUUUUAAUCUUCGUUUUCACACCAUGCUGUUGUUAGUAUCCGUCCCUGUGCUUCUGCAGUCUUUCAGCAGCACCAGGCAGGUAAAUGCUGAUACACCCACAUGUUUACAGCUUUUAGUUGGAGCUGCUAGCAGCAGAUGUUGUUGGCAGCCUGCACUCUUAUGCCAUGCAUUUCCAUGUGCUAUGUUUGUUGAAAAGUUACUGCAAAACUCUCCCAAAGCUGCAACAGAAGUGAUUUUUGUCGAUGUAAAAAUAUACACCAGUCUCACUCUUCGUCUUAACAGCCUCAGCAGAGCAUGGCGUCCUUUUUGCCCCAAGUUAAAUUCUGGUGAUAAGUACGGACAUUUUAUUGCCCACAGGAAGUGAAUUGACAUUUGUAAAAUAAGAGCAAAAUAUAGUCAGCAAGGUAAACUAUGAAAGCACCGCAGACGGGCCGCUUUGAUAAAGAUGAGUGCAGAUUACUGAUGUCACGAUGUUGUGUUUGUUGGGUAUAUUUCAGUUACUUCUCACUGCCAGUUGGAGUUGCACAGUGUUUAAGAAAAUCAAUUUAAGAACAUUUCAGAAAGUUGCAUGAAUAUUGUUUUCUUCACAAAGUCAAUAUGAAGCUUGGAAUUUUUUGCAGAAUAGCCAGUGUUCAACAGCGUUGACUUCACAAGACACAAAUUUACAAGUCUUUUUGAGAAAUAACACAAAUUCAGGUUUCACACAGGGACUGAGGUUUUUUUGAACAUUUUGAUAAUGAAAUUCUGAGUAAAAUGACUACUGUCUGGUCAUUUGGUGCUUAUAAAUGUAUGUUCCUCAGAAACAUGCUGUUCUUAACUGUGUGACACAGCAAACCAAUGUUCUGUGUAAUGAGAAAAUGUCUUAACUCACAAUGUUCAGAGCAAACUGCUAAACUGUCUUCAACAUUACCACAACUGGAUCCUUAAACACCAUGUCAGACCUCAAGUAGUAUUACCUCACUGAUCUGUCUGGUCAGUAUUGAAAUGAUAAUUAUUUACCCUUUUUCAUUGUAUCUGCCCACAAUGAGCUGUUUUGUCUGUUUGUUCACGUGCCGGGUUCCUAUGCAUCCAUAGUCAUUUUAAAAAUGUUUGAACUUUGAAUUUGGAUAAAAAAGUCUGAAGAAAAACUUUGGUCCACUCAUGAUACACAUACAUUGGUUGGAAAUCCUCUGAUCAGUGUAUCGUUCUGUUCGAAGUUUUGUAUAGUGAUGUUCAGGUGGAGUCGGUCAUGUCAUCCACCGCUGUGCAACAUCUGUCACAGUGUUGGAACCAACAAUCUGGAGAGUUUGGGAUUUGUAAAUGGAAAAUGUGUAGGAACCCUGACACAUAAGGACCUAUGACUUGUGUAUAAAAUCAGCAUUUUUUAUAGCCUACAGGUCUGUACCAAACCAGCUGCACCAAAACCCCUCCUGCACUCUCUGAUAUCAUGUCUGCAUGUCUCAGUUCACCCUGAUGGUAACUGUAUCCAGGUACCUGUGUAAAGUCUUCAUUGUUUUUGGUUUUUUAAGCCAUUUUAUACCUAAAAUCAUGGAAAUAGAUUCAAACAGCCCCUUAUUCAGUUUGGAGUUGUGCCAGAUUCUUAGGCCCUGGUAUACCUACUUGCAGGUCUAGGUGAAAAUCUGAUUAUAAAAUUAUAAUUUGCAGCACAAACAUUCUGCCUUUAAUCAUCAAGGACUUUGAGUCUUGUAUUUGCUCCUCGUUUCUCUCUUCUUUCGUUUCGGUAAACGUUCUGUGAAUAUUGUUAUUGCACUUUGUUAACAAAAAACAACUUUUUGGAGCAUAGAAACAAACAAAAUCAGAAACUGGUGUUUUAACUGAGGUAAAAAUAAUUUUUAAAUGCUGGUCUACCCUCAAAAACCAUUAUAAAACCAAAAACAAGGAGCCUUACAUGUUUGGUCAGCUCAUGAAAGAGUGUUGUGUUAAUACUUGGUGAAAAUGCCUGCAAACAUAAUGUAAUUACUGGAUGCUGUUGUGUCUUUGUAAGUGCAGACUUGGUGUUUUAAAGGCUUAUACCCAGAUCAUUUCAUAGAAGUGAGGCCAGUGUCAAGUUAAUUUCCUCCAGUUGUCGAAGACGCUCAGUUUUUAGUGGUGAAACUGGCCCUGACCCUGGAGCCACUCGUCCGGCAUUUUAAUGUUAUUUUUCCAUUCAGAUGUUUUCCAUUCCAUUCAGAUGUUUUCUCCUCCUGUAAUCAUUCAGUCUGUUUAGGAUAAAAUCUCUUAAACGUUACAUCGGCUUUUUCCUCAGGCUGUGAAACACCCAACAAGGUGCUACUAUGACGAUGACUACAAACAAAAAAUGUUAUCGGCGCAUUCGUUUGUGUUGUGCUGAACACUGCAUAGCCUGCUCUGUACUGUUCAGAGGAACUGGCAUUGAAACGUGUGACGUUUGUGCAUUUUUAUUCCCCCUUUUGUUUCACAUGGUUGCGUUCACACUGCACCACUGUUCAGGUUUUUCUCGUUCACAUCAGAUUUUCCUCAUUGCUUGUGAAAAGAAAAAAGGAAGAUUGCCUUUUUUUAAAAAAGAAAAUAGCCUGUUGGUACAUUUUUGGUCCAAAUAAUAAUGACGAUGAUGAUGAUGAUAAUACUAAAAACAAAAACUCAGGUGUGUAACUUCAAAGAAAAAGAAAUUCACGAAAGGCAUGGGGGAAAAAUAUCUAGGAGGAAGUGUUAGGGACAAAACAGGAGUGAAAAAAUGACUCGAUGAUGGACUGCAACUUUUCUGUUAGCACUAUAAUGAAAGCCAAUCUUACUUGUCUGUAAUUGGCAGUUAACAUCUUCUUCCUGUACUGUUGUUAGGUCAAAGUAGACACGAACAAACACACAAAAAUUUGAUGUGGGACAGUUUGGAUUUACAACACAAAAGGCUGCAGUGUGAACAAAACCUUUUACUGUAGUUUUGGAGUAUUGUUCCAAGAAGCCUGUGAUAUGUGUGAUGGACGGGGACGGGACCUAAUGGAAACGGUGGGGUCUUCUUUUUUGGAGGGGGGGGCUUUGCCACAGUGAUGGUCACCAAUGGUCUCUGGUGCUUUUUAAAUGGUGCUACCGACUCCUUGUUUCAAACUUAGGACUCCUUCAAGAGAGAUUCAGUCAGAGAUGGGAAAGCAUGGUGCUUCAAAAUUCUCCUGUUGCUUUUUUUUUUUUUUUUUUUUUUUGGUAUGCGUGUCCUUGGGUGUCUUCUCUUGUCAGAGCUGCCUCGCUGUGCAGAUAAAGAAGGUGCUGGCUUUUUUUUCCAUUUCUUUUUUCAUUGACUUGUUGGGUUUGGUUUACCCACUUGCCUAGACUUGCUCUGGAAAGCAAACGGAGAGGGUUUUCACAUAAGUCAGACUGUGACGGGUCUGAAGCUGGUGAGAAAUUGGGUGUGCUCACUGCAAUUUCCUGCCUCAAAGAGAGACUCACACUUAUUAUAGGCUUCUCUUGUGAGAUGUUUGUGCCUCUGAGUCAGAUUGAGACUUGCUUCAUUCUCUAACACCUAAUUGGUCCUGCAAGUCUAAAACUUCCAUGACCAUAAACGCACAUACAAAUGAUUUUGUUUUUAUACAUUUCCAAAGUUCUCUUGAACUCUUCGGACCUUCUCACCACCAACGUGUGAACAUUGCCGGCCGCACGCUCCACCUCCCGUGCACCAGAAUGGAUCAAUGUUUACGCUUUUUAUUGGCACCAGCAUUGAGACAUCAGUGCCGCUACGCUUGACAGCCAAGCUAAGAGGCUUACAGGAGGCUCGACUCUGCCUGGCUGCAGAUAGGGGUCGGUAUCAGCUCUGAAAGCUCGCUGGCAUGGAGCAGGGCCAGGAUCUGUCAGAGUUUCAGCUCUUGUUUUCAUCUUCUCUGCUUUGACCUUGAACACCUGUCAGCCUGUUUGUUAUCUCCUGCUGGGAUCCGGGGGGAGCCACGUGAAAUUUUGAUUCGAGGUGGUUUCACAGCUUCACGUGGACUGUCGAUACCAGCAUCAUGUGAAGACGAGUAAACAAUUCAUUCGGGCCGCUUUGUGCAGUUUCUGAACUCAGAGGCAUCUCGGAGGCUUGCUCUCUGAAGGCAGCAACAUUCAUUUCAGCAUUCAUUUCAAGUUUGUUGGCAGCAGAAUCAGUCCUGGCAACUUAAAAUGGCUCCUCUGUGUUUACUCCGCUGUAAUAAGUGUCCACUCGAGAGCGUGAUAGCUUUCUUUGUUGCCCAGCUCACUCUUUCUCCCUCAUUUCCGAGUUCUCAGUAAAGCUCAGUAAUCUCACAGGCGGGCGUUGUGUGAGAUAGAGAGGGAGACCUCGAGGGUCACUCAGACGGCUACAUGGACUAAAACACACUCCAAAAAAAAAAAUAGAUUGUCUGGCCGGGUUGGCACGGCGCUGCUGCUGCUGCCGCCACCU